Anopheles stephensi (Asian malaria mosquito) is the source of this 1184-nucleotide messenger RNA. RefSeq names its product leukocyte receptor cluster member 1 homolog. The record is from RefSeq and is a predicted model, not a curated record. Bases 117 to 1157 code for a protein of 346 amino acids. The transcript has 2 exons. NCBI's taxonomy places the organism in Eukaryota, Metazoa, Arthropoda, Insecta, Diptera, Culicidae.
AAACUACCACACAACACCGUGUACACGCAGCUUAACAGUAUUUGACAUUUAUCUGUUAUUUGUAAACAAACAAAGCAAAUUUCCUUUUUCCUUCUCACCAAAACACAUUCUAUACGAUGAAUAUUCUUCCUAAAAAAAGAUGGCACGUCCGGACGAAGGAUAACAUCGCACGAGUCCGACGCGAUGAGGCCAAAGCAGCGGAGGAAGAAAAGGAACGUUUACGGCGUGUUGCACUCGCCGAUCAGGAGGCACGGAUAAAUUUACUGCGCCAGAAAGCCCGCGGCGGACAAAACCCAGCGGUAGAAACCGAAACAGAAGAGCGCGUAAAUCGCCAAGAACAUGUCAACUUCUUUACCGAGCUCGAGGAAGGCAAGCAUGACGGUGUGAAACGGUCCAAUGUGGACCAUGAAAAGGAAAAGAAGGAAGAACAGGAAAAGUAUGAAAAACAGAUCGGCUACCUUACGUAUCUCGGUCAGGAUACGAACGAAGCGCUUGGCAAACGCGACUGGUACGAUACGGCACCGAAACGAAACGAUAGUCUCGAUGACCACGGUAAACCUAUCGAAGUGGGUUUAAAAGCGAAAAACUAUCAUGAUCCGUUGAACGUUAUUCGAAGGUACGUUCCGAGCGCAACGUCUACGCUACCAUCUGUAACUGCAAGAAGCUCCGACCAGGUUGAAACGAUUGCCAUAGAUAAAGCUCAGUCAGUUUCUAGCGCAACACAAUCCAAAACACAGUAUGAACCGUUGAUCGCACAAACUAGAGGCCGAGAAUCACGGAAGCGAAAAGCUAGCGUGAGUUCUACCGAGACAUCUCAUUCAAAGCGACACAAAAGGAAACAUAAGAAGCAUAGUGAUAAAAAGAGAAAGAAAGAAAAGCGCAAGAAAAAGAAGCAUAAAAAAUCCAGCUCCGAGGAUGAGGACAGUACCGACGAAGAAGUAUUAAAAGCUAAAAAAGCGCAACUGGAACAAUUGCGAAAGCAACGAAUAGCACGCGAGCGAGAGGAGAAAGAGCGGACGGAAAGGAUGCUGGCAAAGUUACGCGGCGAUCCGGAACCGGCCCCAAAACAACGCAAAGAAACGCCACAACCGGCUGUACCUCGUCAGAAGUACAACUCACAGUUCAAUCCAGAGCUCGCCAAGCAAAAUUAUGAAUAAAUCUGGACUGCAACGUAUCACUAUUCA